AGAGACAUGAGACUAGGAAAAGAAACAGUUAAUUCUGUUUAGCUACGAAAUACCCUUUUCAGAAUGGAGCUCUCAGUUCACUCUUUAACGUUUGCAUCCUACUCCAAGACAUUUGGAGACUCCUGGCCAAAAGUCCAGAGUGUGCUAGACUAUAGAGUCUGUUCUUUAAUUGAUGCGAAAUCAAAAGAACAUAGGAGAAAAUUAUCCAUACUAUCUUCUGCACUGCCAGAAACAGCUGCUUCUGUGGCAAUUGCUGCAACAGUUGUGGGUGCAGCUGCUACAUUCCUUGUUAGGAGAACUAAAUCUUCUGAUGCAACUGAGGUUCCCUUGAGACCAUGUGAAGAUUGUGAGGGUUCUGGGAUAUGUUCAGAGUGUAAAGGUGAAGGCUUUGUAUUGAAGAAAAUGUCAGAAGAUAGUGCAGAAAAGGCAAGAAUGACUGCAAAGAACAUGGCCACUCGAUACACAGCUGGGCUUCCCAAGAAAUGGAGCUAUUGCACGAGGUGUUCUUCUUCCCGGUCUUGUAGUACUUGUGGAGGCAGUGGAAAGUUAAGCUACUAACCAUUUUGCUGCUUCAGACAAUGUUGUUCUUGCCCACAAUUUUGCUGCUCCAUGGAAGGAUAGUAUCAAAUUUUGCCUAAGAAUAUGAGUGAGCUGACUCUUUUAUAUGUCUAUAAAUUGAUGGAUGAUAUAAAUAAUAUUGUCUCUUUCAAAGAUCAUA
Molecule: messenger RNA, 718 nt
Organism: Theobroma cacao (cacao)
Lineage: Eukaryota; Viridiplantae; Streptophyta; Magnoliopsida; Malvales; Malvaceae
Source: RefSeq, a predicted model, not a curated record